Molecule: messenger RNA, 462 nt
Organism: Diachasmimorpha longicaudata
Lineage: Eukaryota; Metazoa; Arthropoda; Insecta; Hymenoptera; Braconidae
Product: endoribonuclease Dicer-like
Exons: 1
Coding region: 1-462 (153 amino acids)
Biological process (GO): siRNA processing; apoptotic DNA fragmentation
Cellular component (GO): cytoplasm; RISC complex; nucleus
Molecular function (GO): RNA binding; deoxyribonuclease I activity; ribonuclease III activity
Source: RefSeq, a predicted model, not a curated record
AUGUCUGAAUCUCUACUGACUGGACCAACUCCCCUGGAUAUCAUGUAUGCUCUGACUCCAAAAUCAGCUUACGAUGUAUUCAAUCUCGAACGAUUGGAAACACUCGGAGAUUCAUUUCUGAAGUACAUCAUCUCAGCUUAUCUUUUUCAACGUUAUCCGUACUAUACUGAAGGUAGACUGACUGUUUUCAAAGGACAAAUCGUCAGUAAUCAUCUAUUCUACUGCGGUGAGAAAAUAUUACUUCCAGGUAGAUUGUCGAUAGAUGAUUUUAGUGCCAAGAGUAGCUUUCUAUCGCCCUGUUUUCAUGUGCCCAAAGAAAUCAAAAAAAUGAUUAAAAAUGAGAAUAGUUCACCGAAUGUUCUCUAUGAACUUCCCCUGAAUUUGGAGGAACGAAAAACGGGGAAUUGUCAGAUGAAACCAGAGCCAUUUCCAAUGAGAAAAUAUCUUCCUGGUCACAGAUAG